AUUUGCUACAAUGGCUGUGAUUUCUCUUGCAGCGGCGUUUAGGUGAUCGUGUCGUUGCUGGAAAAUUGGUGUUCGUGUUGGUAUCUCUGUUGUGGAUUUAAGAAUCUGAUUUGGUUCGUGUUUGGGUCCGAUAUUGAGCUGGGAUCAUGGCUUCAUCGCUCGUGAAGAGGAUCGAGUCGAAGAAGUCUCACUCAUGGUGGUGGGAUAGCCAUGUUAGCACCAAGAAUUCCAAGUGGCUACAAGAAAAUCUCCAAGACGUGGAUGUUAAUGUGAAGAGGAUGAUGAAACUGAUAGAAGAGGAUGCCGAUUCUUUCGCAAAGAAGGCCGAACUGUAUUUCAAGAAGCGCCCCGAGUUGGUCAGCCUCGUUGAGGAGUUUUAUCGGAUGUAUCGUGCGUUGGCUGAGCGGUAUGAUCAUGUCACGGGCGAGCUCAAGAAAAACAUCCCCUCGGAUCUCCAUUCUCAGGGCUCCGGGGUUUCUGAUGUCGGUUCUGAGCCACAUUCCACCGGACCCUCCCCUGCUCGCACGAAAUCCGGACCUCGUGCUGCUGGAUUCGACUUCUUUCUUGGGAGCAACGGGAGUGGCUCGGACCUGAAUAGCAAGGAAGGAGAUGAAUCUUCAACGCUGGAUUCUGAGUCGGAUUCAGAUGAUUCCUCGGUUAAUAACUAUGACACGAGCAACGGUGAGGAGGUGGGGUUGCAGAGGAGGGUCGUCGAGCUUGAAGCCGAGCUUCACGAGGUGAAGGAGAAACUGCUCCACUUGCAAACGGAGGAGAUCCCCGUUGGAUCGAAGCAAUGUAGCCAUGAGUGCUCCGAAUUCAACCUAGCGAAACUAGCAGCAUACGAAGACGAGUUGAGAGUUGCGAAAGAGAAUAUGGAAGCCUCGAAGGAAGAGAUAACGAGUCUGAAGGCCGAGCUUCAGAAGUACAAAUCUCUCAGAGAUUCAAACGACAUGCUUGAGUCGAGCAUGGUGCUGGAGCAAGAUCAGGCAACGGAGCUUCAAGAAAACAUCGGUGGCUCGGAUGGCGAAAUGGAAUUGGAGCAUAAGACUCAGAGGCUCGAGCAGGAGCUCAGAAGCACGGAGAAGAAGCUUCGUGAGUCGGAAGAAGUAGUAGUGAGCCUGAGGCAGGAGCUCAUGAGCAAGGACUCGUCCACACAGAAUCUGCGUGAUCAGCUGCAGUCGGCACAGAGGGAUGUUGCUGUGUGGAAAAACAAAGUCGAGAGAGAGAAACGUGAUGCUGCAAGGCUGCAGGACCGCGUGGUGAGGUACAAGACAAAUCUCUCGGAGCGAGAUCAAGAAAUCCGGGGGCUGAGGGAGACGAUAGGCAACGCGAACAAGGCCUCGGCCGAAGAAAACGAGCACCUUCAAGCAGAGAUGACGAGGAUAACGAAAGAGCGCGCAUAUUUGGAGGAUAGCCUCAAGGAGAUCGAUCUACGAUCCCAGUCCUUGGAAGAGGACGUGAGGCGAGUGAAGUUGGCCAAAGACGAGGCGCAGGCCGUGUUUGGAGCUCAGAUCGAGCAGCUGAAGGCCGACAUUUCCGAGAGAGACGACUGCAUUGAAGAGCUCAAUAGAAAUCUAGAGAUGUGGAAGGUGAAACACAAGGUGUUGGCAGCCACCAGAGACGAACUUAACGCCAAGAUCGCUGCUUUCGGUGCAGAGAUCAGCUCGAGAGACGACCAUCUGCACCAGCUGCAUCAGCAGCAUGUUCAGCUGAUUGUUAGCGCGGAGGAGGCCCAUAAAUCUGCGGAGGAUCUGCACUUGAGAGUCAUGGAGCUCGAGAUAGACGUGAAGAGGAAGCAAGAGUCGAUUAUUGAAGGAGCAGAGGAGAAACGGGAGGCGAUUAGGCAACUCUGCUUCUCAAUCGAGCACUAUCGCAGUGGAUAUCACCAGCUUCGGCAGGCUGUCGUUGGGCAGCAGCAGCCAGCCGUGACAGCGAGAUGAGGAGCGCCAUGAUGCGACGUCGUUUUGCACCUUCGUCGCUGUGUAGUUGAAUCUGUAGAUUUGGGUGGGAAUACGAGUCAUGGUUUCUUGCUAUGAUGUUUCUAAGUAUUACUGCGUUGAUCAAACUAUUUUCCCAGCUCUUUGUAACGCUAUUGAGUUUUUCUACAACUAAAACUCAGAAUGUAUAUUUUCUACAAGCUAACUUUAAUUCUUUGA
Molecule: messenger RNA, 2156 nt
Organism: Salvia hispanica
Lineage: Eukaryota; Viridiplantae; Streptophyta; Magnoliopsida; Lamiales; Lamiaceae
Product: protein NETWORKED 4A-like
Cellular component (GO): vacuolar membrane
Molecular function (GO): actin binding
Source: RefSeq, a predicted model, not a curated record